GUCGAUCAGACGAGCUACGAUCCCAAUGAGUACCCGCAGCCAGAAGGAUGGAACCGACGUCGUCGCACACUGCCAGGCGUGUAGCAAUCCGGACACCGAGAGGAUGGUGAGCUGCUGCCACUGUAGGUCGUGGUGGCAUUUCGAAUGCGUCGGAGUGACCGGCAGUAUCGCGGAGCAAGGUAGAACGUUCACUUGCCCUGGAUGCCAGCAACCAUCGCUAACUAUCCCGCCAGACUUUGAGAAGCCUAAAGUUGGUAAGUCCGUGAGCAAAGCCGGUAGUUUCGUCUCCGGAAGAACGAGGUCCAGCGUUAGGGCUAGAAGAGCUCAGUUAGAAUUAGAAAAGCUAGAGGCGCAGAAGGCUCUCGCCUUAAAACGAUUAGAAUUAGAGAAUAAGAAGUUGCAGCUGGAGGCGGAGGUCCUUGAGGAAUCUUUCCGGUUGCGCGAAGAGAUAGAGAGAGAGGGCGGAAGCGAUACCGGGAGCGUGUAUUCGCAGCAGAGUUCACGUAGUAAGGUAGAAGAGUGGCAGAAGCAGCAGGAAGAGAUCAUGAGUUCGACGAUCGCGGCAUCUGCGGAAAUACCCUCGGAGGUCGGUCUUCAGAAGGAAACCACGGCGACAAUCGGAACAGGUGCUAGCCAGGGCGGCGAAAAGCAGCCGGGAAAGAACAUUCUCGAUAGGGCCUUGCAAGGCAUUUCCUUAGAAGAUAGUAUUAGCGAGGGUACGUUAGGAGGCAUGAUUGGUCGAACAUCGGAAAUCCUAAGGCAGUCAGGCACCAGUAGGGCAGGACUUCCUCCUGUAAGCGUCAGCUCUAGAGUACCAGGCGUGAGCGCCAACAACCAAGUCUUGCUCGGGUACAUACAUCCGCACUCCACUCUUGGCUCAUGGAAUGAGUCCAAUAUUCCGCAGUCAAUAGCUCCCUCGUUAAUUCCCAGUCAAUCGCAAAUCGGCGGGUUUGCGAGACAUUUGCCAGCAAGCAAUUCGCGAAUCGUUUCCUCGGUAGUGAAUACGGCAAGUGGUACGAGAAUUGGUGAUUCCUUCAGUGCGCGACCAGUUGCAACAAGCGAAGCGGUUGGUGAUUAUCCGAUGAACACACGAGACGAACAACCGUUGCUGAGACGCAGAGAUCAACCGAUGCGGAAUCCGGAGCUGCACACAUCACUCAACCCAGAAAGGCAGUCGGUAGAGAGUCCGAGGGAGAAUCUCGCUCAGAACGCUGAUCAGCAUGGUUGGGGACCGAGCCCGCAGCAGAUUGCAGCACGGCAAGUUAUUGCAAAAGAGUUACCGACGUUUAGCGGAAACCCAGAAGACUGGCCACUGUUCAUCAGCUCGUUUACCAACACAACCCAAGCGUGCGGGUAUUCAGAUGCAGAGAACUUGGCCAGACUGCAGCGGAGUUUGAAGGGAAAUGCACUUGAUGCGGUACGUAGUCGCUUGCUUCUUCCUGCAGCCGUUCCGCACGUUAUAGCUACCCUUGAAACGUUGUACGGUAGACCGGAGCUGCUAAUCCACACGUUGUUGCAGAAGGUUCGAGGGGCUCCAGCGCCAAAACAGGAUCGGCUCGAGACUUUGAUCGGAUAUGGCAUGGCCGUGCAAAAUCUCAGCGAUCACCUGGAAGCAGGCGGACAUCAGGCUCAUCUAAACAAUCCGAUGUUGUUGUUCGAGUUGGUGGAUAAGCUACCCGCUAACAUGAAGCUGGACUGGUCGCUGUAUAAGCAACGCUGCGUUGAUGUGAGCAUCCGGGCAUUCUCGCAAUACAUGGCAACGCUGGUGCGAGCGGCAACUGACGUCACGUUGCACUACGACCCAAAGCAUCAACCAGAACAGCAGCAGCGAGGAGCGAGAGGUGGCAAGGACAAGACUUUCUGUGGGGCGCACUCUACGGAAGCAGCUCUGAAGACGCCGGCGAAGGAGGAAUGUAUGUUCGGACGAAAAGAAGAGCGAUCGAGUCCAGCCUGUCUGGUUUGUAAGGAUUCAGAACAUCGGGUGAAGAAUUGUCCCUUGUUCGCCAAGAAGCCUCUGGAAGAACGCUGGAAGCUAACUGGGCAGUUAAGUCUGUGCCGGAUCUGCUUAGGAAUCCAUGGGAAACGUCCUUGCAGGAUUCGAGGAACAUGUGAUAUCGACGGAUGCCAGCUGCGACAUCAUCCGUUGCUACACUCGAAGCAGAGGGAAAACGGAAAUAAAGUGAAGGCUGACUCGAAGGCGGAAGGAUCAAGUGCGAUAACCAACCAUCACUCAGCGGACAGGGCGGUACUUUUCCGAAUCGUUCCCGUAAUGCUGCAUGGCAAUAAUCGAACGGUGCCCGCAUAUGCUUUCCUGGACGAUGGAUCGGCUAGGACCUUGGUGGACGAGGAGAUCGCAAAGGAGCUGGGUGUAACCGGACAACCACUUCCCCUAUGCUUGCAGUGGACUUCCAACGUGAAGCGUGUCGAAGCGGAUUCUCAACAAGUGGCCUUGGAGAUUUCUGGAGAGAAGAGCCACUGUAAAUUUGCGUUGAAGGACGUGCGCACAGUACGGAAACUGGACCUGCCACGACAAUCGCUUCGGUAUGCAGAAUUGGCAGAUGCUUUUCCUUACCUGAAGGGGCUACCGAUCAGAGGAUAUGAGAACGCGCUUCCGCGGAUACUCAUCGGCAAUGAUAAUGCGCACGUCACGGCGAUGCUGAAGAUGCGGGAAGGUCGGCCCGGAGAACCUAUUGCUGCCAAGUCUCGACUCGGGUGGACGGUGUAUGGAUCGCGGAGCGAGAGCAUCGGACGCGCACAUAGCUUCCAUAUAUGCGAUUGUGAAGACGACCAGGCUAUUCAUGAUUUAGUGAAGCAAUUCUUUUCUGUAGAAAGCUUGGGUGUUGACGUCGCGCCAUGCCUGGAAUCGGCGGAAGUGCAAAGAGCGAAGCGAAUUUUGGAGAAUACCACUAAGCGCAUUGGACAACGUUUCGAGACAGGGCUUCUGUGGAAAUAUGAUCGUUUUGAAUUUCCGGAUAGUUACCCGAUGGCGGUUCGGCGUUUACAGUGCUUGGAGCGGCGUAUACAGAAGGACCCAGUGGUAGGCGAGAGUGUCAUGAGGCAGUGGUCCGAAUACCAGACCAAGGGCUACAUACAUAAAGCGACCCCGGACGAGCUCAGAGCGGCAGAUCCGAAGCGUACGUGGUAUCUCCCGUUGGGCGUUGUUAUCAACCCGAAGAAGCCAUCAAAGAUCCGUAUUUUCUGCGACGCGGCGGCGAAAGUAGACGGCAUCUCCAUGAACACGAUGCUCCUAAAGGGGCCGGAUCUUCUGAACACGCUGCUCGAUGUGCUUUUCGGAUUCCGUGAAAAGCAAGUCGCACUCUGCGCCGAUUUGAAAGAGAUGUUCCAUCAAAUUCAGAUUCGGCCAGCUGAUCGACAUGCACAACGUCUGCUAUGGCGGGAAGAUCCAGCGCAAGUUCCGGAUGUCUAUCUUAUGGACGUUGCUACGUUUGGAGCAACCUGUUCGCCGUGUUCGGCACAGUUUGUUAAAAACAGAAAUGCCGAGGAGCACUCGUCGGAGUACCCGGAAGCAGCGGAUGCCAUCGUGCGUAAGCACUACGUGGAUGACUAUCUUGACAGCGCAGACAAUGUAGAGGCAGCAGUGAAGAUAGCUUUGGAAGUGAAACAUGUGCACUCUCUCGGCGGGUUCCACCUGCGGAAUUGGCUGUCAAACUCAAAAGAAGUUCUUGCACGGGUCGGGGAAACCGAAACGGCAGCUGAGAAGAAUCUCCAAUUGGACAAGGGCAACUCGACAGAGCGUGUACUAGGGAUGUUCUGGAAACCGGAAGAAGAUGUGUUUACCUUUUCGACGACGUUGGCACUUGAAACGGAUCAUCCCACAAAGCGACAAGCGUUACGCGUCGUGAUGAGUCCGUUCGACCCUGCCGGGUUGUUAUGCUUCUUUCUCAUCCAUGGGAAGAUCCUAAUACAAGAGCUGUGGAGGUCGAAAACCGAUUGGGAUCAGCAGAUACCGGAGCAGUUGAAGGAGCUGUGGAUGCGCUGGACAAGCAGGUUUGAACAGCUGGACGAAGUACGUGUACCGCGUUGCUAUUUUCCUCUCCGGGCGCAAAACGAGAUCAUCAACCUUCAACUGCAUGUCUUCGUCGACGCCAGUGAAGAAGCGUACGCCUGCGUUGCAUAUUUUCGAGCGGAGUUUACGGACACGGUUGAGAUAGCAGUGGUCGGAGGCAAAGCGAAAGUAGCACCGUUGAAAGCGAUGUCAAUUCCAAGGUUGGAGCUGAUGGCGGCGGUGAUAGGAGUUCGUCUACUAAAAACUAUCCGCAAUGGGCAUUCGCUGAAGAUCGACAAAACGGUAAUGUGGAGCGACUCGAAAACAGUGUUAGCCUGGAUCAAUUCGGACCAUCGGAGAUAUCGGCAGUUCGUCGCAUGCCGCGUCGGUGAAAUUAUUUCGAAGUCGGAUGCUGCGCAAUGGCGAUGGGUGCCAACCAAGGAAAAUCCAGCAGAUUUGGCAACCAAGUGGGGAAAAGGUCCAUGCUUUUCGUCGACAAGUUCGUGGUUUAGGGGACCAGAAUUUCUACGUUCCUCCGAAAACGAAUGGCCUCUCGGAGAAAGGAUAAACGACGAAGGAACCACCGAGGAAAUUAGAAUUUGUCUGGUGCAUUCAAAAGCAGCUGAGCUCCGUGUAAUCGAGUGGCAUCGGUUUUCCAACUGGAGUCGUUUGCAGCGUUCAGUGGCAUUUUCUCUCCGAUACUGCAGAAAUUUGAAGCACAAGGUGAAGAAGGAGCCGCUAGCAGAGGGACCGCUGACGCAACAAGAACUAUCGCAAGCAGAGAUGGCUAUAUUUCGCCUGGUGCAGAGCGAGGAGUAUCCAGAUGAAGCAGCAGCUCUCAGCGCCGAACGUGAUCAACAGGAGAACUGUUCGGUACGACUAGAACGAACAAGCAAGAUUCGGACAUUGUCGCCGUUCAUGGACGAUACCGGCGUUAUCCGAUCGGAGACUAGAAUUUGUGCAGCUGCUUUCGUAUCGUACGAUACCAGGUUUCCGAUAAUUCUUCCAAAGGAUCAUGCGGUUACUAAAUUGUUGCUGGAAUGGUACCACCGCAGAUUUCUCCACGCGAACGGAGAGACGGUGGUUAACGAAGUGAGGCAGCGAUUUCACAUUUCGACACUACGUUCAGUAGUCCGCAAGGUGGCGAAGACGUGUAUGCAGUGCAAGGUGAGGAAGGCGGUCCCGACAGUUCCACGGAUGGCCCCUCUGCCAGAAGCGAGGCUAAAAGCAUACGAGCGUCCGUUUUCAUAUGUGGGGCUCGAUUAUUUCGGACCCAUAUCAGUUCGAGUCAACCGUAGCACGGUGAAGCGGUGGAUAGCACUGUUCACCUGUCUCACUACACGUGCUGUUCAUCUUGAGGUUGUUCAUACGCUGGCAACCGAAUCCUGUAAACAAGCGAUACGGCGAUUCAUCGGACGAAGAGGCGCUCCAGCGGAAUUUCGCAGUGACCGAGGAACAAACUUCGUAGGUGCAAACAACGAACUGCGAAAGGAGAUGAACGCGAUGGAUGUUCAGUUAGCAGAAACGUUCACGAAUACAAAAACUCGGUGGGUGUUCAAUCCGCCGACAGCGCCACAUAUGGGCGGCGCUUGGGAACGUUUGGUGAGGUCGGUGAAAACGGCAAUGGCGGCUAUCAAAACUACGGAGAUCCCGAAAGAAGAAGCGUUGGCGACGUUCGUAGUCGAGGCGGAAAGCGUGGUCAAUUCAAGGCCACUAACAUUCAUCCCAUUAGAGACGGAGCAGCAGGAAGCGUUGACACCAAACCACUUCUUGUUAAUGAAUUCUACCGGGGUGGUGCAACCUCCGAAGGCAACAGCGGACCUGAAAAUGGUCUGUAGAGGUAGCUGGGAACUCUGCCGAUCUAUGGUGGAUCAAUUUUGGAGAAGAUGGGUACAAGAAUAUCUGCCCACUAUAGCUCGUCGAACCAAAUGGUUUGAAGAUGUAAAACCAAUAGGAGUUGGCGACUUGGUCAUUGUCGUCGAGGAGAAGAUCCGGAACGGAUGGAUACGGGGCAAAAUUGUCAGAGUCAACAAUGGAAGUGAUGGAAGAGUUCGUAGUGCAGUAGUACAAACUACAGCCGGACUAAUGGAACGGCCGGUAGCGAAGAUGGCACGACUGGACGUAGAAUGUGAAGGUAAAGCUGAUUAGUAGGAACUCAACCAGCUGUACGGGUCGGGAAAGUGUUGCGGUGUACAACAUCGAGUCCAGUCCGCCGCUGCUGGCAUCCCGGUUAUAAUAUAUUGCAGAUAGGGCACGGGGAAAUGAUUUGAUGACGGUAGAACAAUGGAUGUGUUUGGCUGGUAGAUAGAAGUUGAAUUGAUUGUAAAGAUAAACACACAACGAUAAGGAAAGUGCAGAUAGAACGUAGAAAAGUAAUUAGUUUUCAAAUUGAAUUUUUGUAUGUUUUCCUGCAGUAAAUCGUAUCUGUAAGUAGUAUUUAUAUUAAGGUUCAAACACAAAUUAAUUCCAAGACCGUUUGUUAGGAAGUAGUCGCUAUCGAUAUAGUGCGCAUUUCAAUAGCAACAUUGGGCUUAGCUAGGGUAACCAGUACGUGAGUACUACGAAAUACGAGUUGCGAAACAUCUUUGGGAUAGGUGGCCCGCAUGACUUGGAGAUCUGGGUGACCAAUGUAUGGUAAAUUUGUUUAUUAUUCCUAAAUUUAAGCUAAUGAAUACAUCAGCUUUUAGCAUAUCAACACUGGAAAACACCGGCGUGUGUGUCUCAAAAGAACCCGAAAAACUCCUCCCAACAGUCAAACUUAUCACUG
Messenger RNA from Aedes albopictus (Asian tiger mosquito), 6773 nucleotides. RefSeq lists its product as uncharacterized. NCBI's taxonomy places the organism in Eukaryota, Metazoa, Arthropoda, Insecta, Diptera, Culicidae. Gene Ontology annotation, molecular function: nucleic acid binding. The coding region runs from base 26 to 6154 and encodes 2042 amino acids. Gene Ontology annotation, biological process: DNA integration. The transcript is spliced from 2 exons. The record is from RefSeq and is a predicted model, not a curated record.